AUGGAUUCUCGUGGUUCUUCUGAUCAGGAAGAUGAACGGAUCGUCCAAGUUAGACAAGCUCUGAUGUGCCCCGACGGAGGAAGAUUCGAAGGUCUGCGAACGGCGCGGUUCCUGAACUACACCACCACCUCCAUCGACGACGAUGUCUUCGAGCUUCCGCUUGAUGCGUUCGUGUCUUCACCGUUAGAUCCGGAUAAAUCACCCGUGAAAUUAUCGUUUUCCGGUUGGGGAUCGCCGUCGGUGAAUUGGAUCGAAUGGGUAAACGCGAUGGCGGAGUCCAACGCGGUGGUGUGGCGGAAAUCCGGAGUUUAUGACGCGAUCAUGGCGUCGCGGUACCAGAUAACGAAGCAGGAUGAUCUGAUGACGGCGCUGGUGGAGAAAUGGUGCAUCGAGACUAACUCUUUCGUGUUCCCUUGGGGAGAAGCGACGGUGACGCUAGAGGAUAUGAUCGUUCUCGGCGGAUUCUCGGCAAUCGGAAACAACGUUCUGGGUUCGAUCAAACGAGAAUCGAUGAAGUCGGUGGAGGAGAAACUGAAGAGAGCGAAACGCGAAAUCGAGGCCAAUUCGAUGAAGAAAUGCUGCGUUAGUUUGUGGAUGAGGGAAUUGAUGAACUCUGGGAAUGAAAUUGAGCAUGAAGCAUUCAUGGUCUCGUGGCUUUCCCGGUUCGUCUUCCCCAAUUCAGCUGAUCUCGUGAGAGACAAGCUCUUCACAGCUGCGGUCCAGCUCGCUAGAGGUGUUAGGCUCGCGCUGGCUCCGGCGGUUUUAGCCGGGAUUUACAGCAAUCUCGGAGUUUUAAAGAAGCAGCUCGUUGGUUCCGGAGAGGAAAUGGGCCAAAGUACGGUGGUAACUGCCACAUCUCCGUUUCAGUUUGUGCAGGUGUGGGCUUGGGAGAGAAUCAGCGAGCUCCGGCCACCGGGCCAGCCAAGCCAGUUAAAGCAUUACGAGCCAAGAAUGGCAAUAUGGCACCAGUACGGUGGUGGUCAGGAGUCGUCAAACCAGAGCCGCGAGAACAUCAGAGCGGUUCUUGAUUCGGCUAAGGAGAGUUUCGAUUACCGUCCAUAUACAAAGCCUUUGAAAAACUUCAGAUUCCCAAAGUUCUACUUAGAAGACGACUGUUGGGUGUCGCUGGAAGAUGAAGACAUUGUAGCGUUUGGCCGGUGUUUGAGGUGCUCUAAGCUGGUUGGUUUGAAUUUCAUCGAGCCUUAUAAUCCUCAUCGCGUGGCGUUGCAGUUUGGUUAUGAUCAGGAUGUUCCCGGAGUCGUCCCGGUGGAGAUAGAGACUCCAGAAUUGGCUUGGAAAGAUUACAUCCGGCCGAUUUCUGAUGAGAUGAUGUACAUUCCUUCUAGGCUCCACCAAGCUGAUGUUACGGUUAAGUACAUACGGUGGUGGAAACAGUCUGUUACAACGCUACAGUCAAUGGCUAAGAAAAGUUCCCAAAAGCUUCUGAAAGAGAAACCUGCAGUGACAACAACAACAACAACAACAAUGGUCAAGUCUUCUCCUCCAAGAACCUCUAAAACAUUAGGAGCAAAAGCAGAGUUGAAUGGAAGUAGCUCUGCAACAGGUUCAGAGAAAGCGGAUAAGCAAUCAAAGCCAUUGAAGAAGACUGAAUGGGUCAAGAAACCAUUGUCUGGGUUGACGAAGAGUCCAGGAAAAUCAGUGGAUCAAGUCAAAGAACAUAAAAGUUGUCCAAGGGGCUCUCAGGAAAUAAAGAGUCAUGGUCAUGUAAAGUUUCUGCUUCCUGGUUCGCCUGGUAGCUCACCAAAGACUCAUCAAUCACUCCCUCAAAAGCAAAUCUCCAAAAGUUCUUCUCCAGUCAUAAGACCAAAAGCAUUACCUGUUGUUCCUAAGGAAGAGAAAAAACACAUUAAGAAAGCUAAUUUGCCAACUUCAUCUUCUGGUUCUCCUUCUUUAACAAGCAAGAAGUCCCCUAGAAGAUCCACACAAGCUAUUAGUUCGAAUCGGCCUGCUCUUAAGGGAAAUGUUGCUGAUCACCGAAUCAAAGCUCACAUCAAACAAGAACCUUCAGAAGAAACUGGGUUUGUCGGCAAAGGAGGAGGUGAAGCGAUGCUGAAUGCACUAAAGCUUCUGGGUGAGAUAGUGAAAUUGGAGGAGCACGUAGGUGAAGGAGGUGAAGUUGUGUAUCAAAUUCCAAAACAACAAUUCGAGGUUUUGAGCCAAGGAGUGCAAGAUGUUCUACACGAGUUACAGUCUAUCAAAUCCGCAUUGAACAUCAGUAAAGCAUCAUCACUCUAA
Messenger RNA from Microthlaspi erraticum, 2256 nucleotides. NCBI's taxonomy places the organism in Eukaryota, Viridiplantae, Streptophyta, Magnoliopsida, Brassicales, Brassicaceae. The record is from the annotation of a GenBank genome assembly.